CUUCCUCCUUGCGGUUGAUUUGAUUCAUUCGUAUCUCUCUUUCUCAGCACAGCGAUAGCAGAGAGACCUCACAGCGGAGCGGAGAGACUUGGUCGUCCCAAUUCUCCCCGCGGCUUCCAUCGAUCCAUCGCCAGGGAGUGGGCAAGGAGCACCAGCUCCCCUCCCUCCCUCCCCUCCCCGCCUCGCCCCGCGGCGUCCGACCGAUGCAAAAUGUUCUUAACACAUGGAACUAGUGAUGGUGCUGCGACAAGAAAGAUUGGCCGCAACCGCAAUCGCUUGUUUAUGUCAACAGAGAAGAAGAAUCCAACCAACGUCCAGUUCGAGCGCCAGGUAGCUCGUCUUGAAUCAAGACAGCAGCAAUCGAGGCGGGUUUUCUUCACGGCAUUAGUUCCUUUUGAGGUGCUCUGCGAGUUGGAGCCAUCCUUGCAUGCCGAAAAUGGAAAUAACCACCCCUCGUCUGAACCUACAUCUCCAGAAGAUAGCCUUGGCCCGCCAUCCUCCGCACAGUCCUCGCCAUCAAUUAUUUUCAUUCAUGUUGCUGCUCAUGAAGAUGCUGUCAGAAAUUGUGCAGCUAAUCCAUUAAGGCGGCUUCUGCAAGAGAGAUCCACAGCAUCCAAUAGUAUGCCUGACUCAGAUUUCUUGGACAGUACUUUUGCCAAUACAAGUGUGGAUGCAAAGCAUACUACAAGAAGGAAGAGCAAGAAGAAAAGCAAGAAACACAGGCAACGUCUCAGAAAGCCAACAGAUGGAUAUGAAAUUAAAUGUGCAGAGAGCAACAGUUCUUCCCAUUCUGUUGAUAUGGUUGAUUCUUGUGAAGGUUCGACACUUUCACCGAAGCAUGUUGGUGACAUGGAGUUUGAUGACGCAUUUUCUCCCAGUUCUUCGGUGAAAGAACCCUCUGAAAAGGCUCCUGACAGUGAAAAUGAUAAUGAGUACACCGGCUGUUCAGUUGCUUCAGUUUCAAGUGCGUCUUACUCUGAUGAGACAGAACUGUCUAGACAAACUACAUCAUGCCUGGAAGUGUUUGGACAAUGUAACGGCAGUAACCGCAGGUCAUUGGAUGAUACUUCAAGUUCCAAACGUAUGGAUUCAUCUCAAGAGCUUGGUUAUGCUGGCAGAAGUGGGAAAUGCAGUGACAAGAUCAUGACUAGCAAUGCUUGUGGACAUGAUCCCUGUGAAAUCACAGAGCUUCACAGCUUUAGUGAUGGAGUUGAUGAUUAUUGGCUAGAGAAGUCUGACUGCGAUCGUGGCUUUUGUUCUCAAAAUGGUGUUGGUGUGUGCAAUGGAGCCCAAGCAGUCCAUUUGUGCAGCAAUGGUAACAGAGGCAGUGAUUUCAGCGUAGUAGUUUCGAGAAAGAGAGCUAGAAAAGAGAAGAAAAUGUCAAAGUGGAAGAGUUUUAGUGGGGAGCAUGCUUCUGCUGACACACACAGUCCUAAUGAAAAAUGCACUGGUCCCUCUUCUAGGCUGGUGAUUAAGGAACUCUAUACUAAGGAGUGCUCACAUAGACAAGCUCAUGUUGGUAGCAUACAGCCUCAGAAUGGAGUUGUGUUAAAAUGCCCCAUCAAGAAUUUCAUCCAUGAACAGAGUAACAGAAGUCCACUGAAGCACUCCGAAUCAGGAACUGGUCAAAUUCAUUUUACAAGUCCAAAAGAAAACAGCAAUAUAAAAUCAAAUGGCGAUUUUGAUAAAGAGCAGAACAUUGAUUUAAAUAAAAGGCUACCCAACGCUGUGCACUGCAGAGAAUCAAGUUCUUGUGAGAUGAGAUCACAUUCUGCUUCUGAACCUACAACCCCCAAGUCUGCAAAGGGCAAUUUUACUUCAGAAUCUGGUAAAUCAUCAAGUCAUGCUGUAGAAGAUUUCCCCAUGAAUACAAGAGUAUUACAAGGUUCACCCCAAGUCAAUUAUGCUACCGGAACAGGUUCUGGACGACCAUCACCUGAUCCUAAGUCCACUCAAACUGCCUUAGUGGUCGGAUGUGGUGUAAUUCCUUCCUUCGAAGGGAAACACAGUUUCGGAAAGUCUUGCAGCUCUGAAAUGAAUCUAAAUGAGAUGAUCAAGGUUGUUAAUGAUGCCUAUGAAGUGCAGAUUGCUGCAGAUGUCCACCUGUCUGUUGGUUGUCCAGUUACUGAUCUUGAGACAUUUCUAUAUUCUGCAACUCCAGUCAUUGGCCAUGUUCCUUGUGUCAAAAGCAGCAACUGUUCGCAGGGUCAAUUAGUUGAGAACCCAGUUUAUCAGCAAUACAAGUCUGUUAUUUCCCUGAGAAACGUAUGGGAAUGGUAUGAAGAGCCAGGGUGCUUUGGGUUGGAAGUAAGUGAUCUUAAUGAUCACAGUUCUAAAACAUCGCACUUCAAGGAUUCAGAGUUCUGUGCAUAUUUUGUACCUUAUCUAUCUGCUAUUCAGUUGUUUGGCCGGUCUAAGGAGAGUACAGAUAAUGAUUUUAGUGUACAAGAGGGAGAUUUAUUGGAGGCAUCAAAUACCACAAGCCUUUUGAGUUCUCAUGCUGUGCGUGCGAAGUUGCAUAAACCAUUUGAGCAAAGGAACACAUUCUUCUCAGAAUCAGCUUUCCCCGCACAGGGUCAUGGAAGGCUCAUUUUUGAAUACUUUGAAACAGAGCAGCCUUCUUUUCGGCCUCCAUUGUUUGACAAAAUCAAGGAGCUUAGUGGCCUAAAUGUAUCUGGCCAUCCAACUCUUGGUGACCCAGAAAUGCUGCAAAACAUGAAAUUGUGUGACCUGCAUCCAGCUUCCUGGUACUGUGUUGCCUGGUAUCCUGUUUAUCGUGUACCUCAUGGGAGCUUCCGUGCUGCAUUCUUGACCUACCAUUCACUGGGUAAAUUGGUUCCACAAAAUUUCUCCCCAGAUUUGACCGGUGGAUAUACCAGUAUAGUUUCCCCAGUUGUUGGUCUGCAGAGUUACAAUGACAAGGGAGAGCAAUGGUUUGAGCUGAGAUCUCCAGGUUCAAUGAAACGCAGUGGCGCUGAAGUUGUGAAAGCGAGGCUGACCACACUAAAGCGAGGUGCAAUGGCAUUGGCGAGGGCCGUCAUUCCCAGGGGAUCCGUAGAAUCGUCCGUGAACCACCAUCCAGACUAUGAGUUCUUCCUGUCUCGGUCUACCUAGGCGGCUGCGCUACACCCUGGACUGGAGAGACUACAUUCCGUUCCCUGCUACUAACCCCAUUGCAAGAUUCCCGUGAGAAAAUUCAGAAAACAACAAAAAAAAACUUUUAGCGCAUGAUAGAUAUGACAAUCCACUAACCAGUGGGCGGCUAUAGCUUACCGUAGAAAGAAGAGACUCAGAGAAGGGGAUAUUAUAAGAGACAUGCUAACAACCUGCUGACAGCUGAUGGUGCAAACCGGGUUGACUUUUUAGAUGUUUGGAUGUUGUCUGCCAAUGGAAUCGUUUUGGCAACAUUUCCUGUUACAGAUCAUGCAGGCAGGCGGGCAGGUUCUGCUUCUGCAGGUGUUUUACCUUCCUUUUUAUGUGUACAUACAAAAAUUGAGAGCAAGACAGAGGAUUGCUGCUCAAUGUUUUUUUUUCCUAUGCCGAUGUAUCAUGAGAUCCAUUCGAGCUGUAGAUGGUACUAAAAUCUGCAUUUACUGGGGGAUAGAGCUGUUUGGCUGCUAUGGAUGAUGAGUGUUUUGUCACUCUAGGUAAAUCAUCAAUCUAUUGCUACAAUCAUAUCAUGUUUCUCAUUUUGUUUCA
Molecule: messenger RNA, 3699 nt
Organism: Brachypodium distachyon (stiff brome)
Lineage: Eukaryota; Viridiplantae; Streptophyta; Magnoliopsida; Poales; Poaceae
Exons: 8
Coding region: 211-3114 (967 amino acids)
Source: RefSeq, a predicted model, not a curated record